AUGAAAGAGUAUGAUGAAAUUCCAUCAAAUUUCAUUUUGAGGAGAUUGGGAAAAGAUAUCAUAGCUGAUGGAUUGUUGAGGAAAAAGUACUCAUAUCCUCAUAAAGGCAGUCAAAAUGAGUGUUUGAUUCAAGAUGCGUGUGCUAUUCUUCGUUUGUCCAUUAACAAGAUAGCAAAUAAUGAGGAGGAGUUAGCUAAAUAUAUAAGGCAACUUCAGGAGGUUGAUAGUGGUAUUCCUUUAUGUACCUCAUCAAGGGCAUCUUCGAGUAGAUCAGUUUACAUUGAAAAAAUUAUUGGAGCUGCAGUACCUAAUGUUAUCAACAUUCAUAAUCCAGAGGGGAUCAGAAAAAGGGGAUGGGCCAGUGGUAAAAGAAUCAAGAGCACUAGAGAGAAAGUGAUUGAGAAAUCUAAAAAGGGUUCUAGGUUGUGCAGUUUAUGUCAUAAACCAAAUCACAAUGCUAGGAGUUGCAUUUUGAGGUUAAAGAAUUCUGAUUUAGAAUCUGAGGUUACAGAAGGCUGA
Molecule: messenger RNA, 519 nt
Organism: Lactuca sativa (garden lettuce)
Lineage: Eukaryota; Viridiplantae; Streptophyta; Magnoliopsida; Asterales; Asteraceae
Source: RefSeq, a predicted model, not a curated record